Messenger RNA from Aphanomyces invadans, 1479 nucleotides. RefSeq lists its product as hypothetical. NCBI's taxonomy places the organism in Eukaryota, Oomycota, Saprolegniomycetes, Saprolegniales, Verrucalvaceae. The transcript has a single exon. The coding region runs from base 40 to 1299 and encodes 419 amino acids. The record is from RefSeq and is a predicted model, not a curated record.
CAGAAACUGACCCACCCACACGACAUCUUGCCAUCUCGAAUGCUGCGCCUGCUCAUCACGCUCGUCGCGGCUGCGGCGGUGGCCACGGUUGCUGAGAACACAUGGAAGAUGACCCCCGUGCGAUCUAUCCAGGCUCGUGUUCAGUCGGACCCACCCGUGUGGGAUGCUGAAAACAACGUGUGGGUCGCCGUCUUCAAGACGGGCACCAACACGUUCACCGAAAAGUACGUUGCAUCACUGGACACGGUCAACACGGCCACCGUUGAAGGCGCGCUCAUGUAUGUCCAGUCCGAGGGCAUUGACCAGGCAAUCGUCCCUGGGUGCGCAAGAAAGAGCAACAUGAGCUACGUGUGGUUCUACGAUAUCACAAUCGUCCAGCCAACGUAUGGCAUUGCCGAAUACGGGUCCAACACGGCGAUUUACCCAGAGUACUGCCAGUUUGUUGCGAUGGACAAUGGAAUGUGCACCCCAACUGCUGGAACAACGUUGCCCAAGGAGUGCUUGCAGUACUUUGGAGGCAACGGACAGCCCAAGAUUGGCCCUUGCGUUGGUGGCGAGAACCGACUGGAUAACCCUAAGGCUCCGUACGACAACAACGUGUGGUUUUCUUUCCCGAAUUCCUGCUUCACCAAGCCGUUUGGAGGCAAGACCGACGUGUGCCGUGAGCAGCAGAAGGGUGGAUUGUGCCCCUUCGGCGUCGCCCCAGAUGGAGAUACGUGCACUUUCUCAUACAAGUUGCUUGGGUUCGUCAGUAUUGACGACCUCGUCGGCAUCACGAGCAUGACGUCGUCGUCUGGCGAAAAGUACCCGAACCGGUAUGCGUUCUGCCAAGAUGGGGGCAUCGAGUACAGCUCCCAAACUGGACAGAGCCUGCCCUUCUGGGAAAACCCGACCGACCGAGCGGCUAACACUGCCCGCAGCGAAAAGAUGAUUCAAUUCUACAACACUCAACUCAAGGACCCAGUCAAAGGCGCCAACAUGAAACCAUUCCCUGCGGUGUCGACCCUCGUCGCCACGAACCCUCCGUGCUACGUCAACAGUCCACUUUGCUCGGCGGCAAAAUACGGCUGUCGCCGAAAGCUCCUUGCCCAGCUGUGCGAAGUCUGUUCGGCUGAAGCCAGCGACUGCGUCAAGCGUCCAGCGGGCACUCCGUCGUUUCCGACGCUUCAAAAAGCAUCACGGUCCGCCACUGGCGGUAGUGAAGGAGACUCCAACGCAAACGGAGUUGACUCGUACAAAGUUGCGUCUUCCGCUCUGCAUGUUGCGGUGGCGGCCCUGGCGCUUGCCAUCCUGGUGUAGACCUGCGACUUGGCCAUGUCAUCGCCGACGUCAUGAUGGGCUGUACUUUACCGUGUCGGUGGCAUACAUGCCGUCUUGACUGGGAAAGGUUGGUAGUCUUGUGAGUUUUGCAUUUAACAAGAUCAAGUGUUACGUUGCAUCGUCGGUUUAGAGGACGACGUGUUGAGAACUACGAAUUCG